Messenger RNA from Neoarthrinium moseri, 825 nucleotides. RefSeq lists its product as uncharacterized. The record is from RefSeq and is a predicted model, not a curated record. Gene Ontology annotation, cellular component: cytoplasm; fungal-type vacuole; cis-Golgi network. Gene Ontology annotation, biological process: cellular response to oxidative stress. Lineage: Eukaryota; Fungi; Ascomycota; Sordariomycetes; Amphisphaeriales; Apiosporaceae. The transcript has 2 exons. Bases 1 to 825 code for a protein of 274 amino acids. Gene Ontology annotation, molecular function: glutathione disulfide oxidoreductase activity.
AUGCCUUCGGCACGGAGACUGCGCGCCUUGCUGCUGCUGGCGCUGGCCGUCGUCAUCACCAUCCUCUUCUUCACCUCACAAUACCAAGCGACCCACGAGCGCGAUACCCGGACCAUCCAGGACUUCUAUCACAAGACGGUAAAUGCCAUGGACAACAAGAGGGGCAGCGGCGGUGCGCAGAUCAUUAUGAGCGGCAAGGGUGCGCAGGUCAACCACGAGGCGAAAGACAAGGACGGCGACGGAUCUGUCGACGAGGACGACGAGCAGAUGGCCGAGGAGAUGGCCGACCGCCUGCGCGCCGCCGAACAGAAAGCCAAGGACCUCGCAAACGCCAAGGCGCCCUUGAAGCCCGACUCGCCCGGCAAGGUUGUCGGCGUCGGAAGCUCAGCUGGCGGCCAGGGCAAGAAGGGCAAGCCCGCGCCCGAGGAUGUGGACGACAAGGAGGAGACGGACGAGGAGCAUGAGAUUGAGGUUGUUCUCAACGAAAUUCUAAAGAAAUCCCCCACAAUCAUCUUCUCCAAAUCGUACUGUCAGUUUUCGAAAAGGGCAAAGGCAUUGCUGCUGGAGAAAUACUCCAUCGACCCCGAGCCUCAUGUGGUCGAGCUGGACUUACACCCGCUCGGCAAGAAGCUUCAGGAAAAGCUUGGCGAGAUGACGGGGAGAAGGACCGUCCCCAACAUCAUGAUCAACGGCAAGAGCAUUGGCGGCAGUGAUGAUAUUGCCGAGCUAGACCGGAUCGGCACCCUCAUCGACAAGAUCAAGUCCAUGGGAGGGAAGCGUGUAUCUAUGAAGGAGCGAUUUGUCGGCAACUCCAACAAGGCAUAG